Messenger RNA from Prorocentrum cordatum, 1266 nucleotides. The record is from the annotation of a GenBank genome assembly. Lineage: Eukaryota; Dinophyceae; Prorocentrales; Prorocentraceae.
GCGAGGGCCGGGCGGGGCCUCGCCGCGGGCGGCCUCGGCGGCGCGCGCCGCGGGCCGCCGGGGCGCGAGGAGCUCGAGCGACGGGCGCGGCUGGCCCGGGAUGUGGUGCUGAGCCGCAGGCGGCACCGCGUGCUGGCCGACGACUCCACGUUCAGCGCCCUCCACGUGGACGGGCCCGCGCACCUCCCGCCGGGCGCGCUGCACCUCGGCAGCAGGGACGUCGGGGAGCGCAACCCCGGGUGGCGACGGCUUGCCCAGCGCAAGGCGGAGGCCGAGCGCGUGGCGGAGGCCGAGCGCGUGGCGGAGGCCGAGCGCGUGGCGGAGGCCGAGCGCAAGGCGGAGGCCGAGCGCGUGGCGGAGGCCGAGCGCGUGGCGGAGGCCGAGCGCGUGGCGGAGGCCGAGCGCGUGGCGGAGGCCGAGCGCGUGGCGGAGGCCGAGCGCGUGGCGGAGGCCGAGCGCGUGGCGGAGGCGCGCGCUGAUGUGGGCGUCUUUGCCGCCGCCCGCGGCGAUCUGCUCCGGCUCCGCCACGCGGUGUGCCUGGGCGCCCCGCCGGCCGAGUUGGCAGGCUUGAUCGCCAGCGACGCGGGGCCCGCGGCGUCGAAGGUGCUGGAGCCCCCCCCUGGCGUCUUCAUGCGCCACGCCACGGCGCCAGCGCCCGGCGGCGCCGAGCAGACCUGGAGGCGAGCGGCUUCCCUGCCCGUGGCGGGCGGCUCCCCGAGCUCGCCCCAGCGCCCGCCCGCGCUGAAGCCCACCGUGCUGCCGGUGCCGGCGGACGGGCUGCGGCGGCGAGUGCAGGCGCUGCUAAACAAGGUGUGCCCAGAGAACUUGGCGCAGAUCGUGAGUCAGGUAUCCGCAGUGGAAGUGGCCAGCUGCCAGCAGCUGGAGACCAUUAUAGAGCUCAUCUUCAAGAAGGCGCUGGCCGAGCCCCACUACUGCGAGACCUACGCCGACCUGGUCUUUAGCCUCAAGUCCGUCUUCCCGGAGUUCCCGUCUUCUGGCGGGGGUAAGCCGCUGACCUUCAAGUCGGCGGUAUUGAACAUCUGCCAGGGCGAGUUCGAGGAGUUAUUGUCUGACCCGGAGCCCCCCAUGCUCAUGCAGGGCGACGAGGAGGAGCUCGCCCGCCUGCGGAAGCAACGCCGCGACCGUAUGCGGGCGAACAUGAAAUUCGUGGGCCACCUCUUCUUGCGGCAGCUGCUGUCCGUGAAGGUCGUCGGCUCCGUCAUCUCGGAGCUCGUGUCGUGCGACGAGCCUGGCGUACUGCCCGAG